Messenger RNA from Colletotrichum phormii, 1262 nucleotides. RefSeq lists its product as uncharacterized. The transcript is spliced from 5 exons. Lineage: Eukaryota; Fungi; Ascomycota; Sordariomycetes; Glomerellales; Glomerellaceae. The record is from RefSeq and is a predicted model, not a curated record. The coding region runs from base 1 to 1242 and encodes 413 amino acids.
AUGAGAGUUAGCGGUGCGCUCUUUGCUCGUCUAGCCGUACCGACGAAUGCUACCGUCCGGCCAGAGGAUGUCAUCCAGACCGAAAUUAUGCCCCUUUCCGACCGGGCGGUUCCCAUUAUCGUCGUCAACGUGCUUCUCACCUUCGCUACAACGCUAUGGACGGGUAUGCGAUUAUACAGCUGGCGGAAGAAGGGACAGUCGUUCACCAUUGAGGAUUUCUUGACUGUUGUUGCUCUGAUUGCCUUCUAUGGGCUAGUAGCCUGCAAUUUUGUCAUGGUUUACCUAGGGGGAACCGGGCAUCACUACUUGACGCUCCAGCCAUAUCACGUCGAACGCAUGUCAAAGGCCGCAUACGGUGUCCAAACCCUCUUCGCCAUCUGUCUCGGCUUCAAGAUCGGCAUCACCCUCAUGCUCCAGCGCGUCUUCUUCGUGCGGAGCUUCAAGAUCGCGGCCCGCAUCACCGCGGGCCUCUGCGUCUGCUGGAUGCUCUUCACCAUCCUCAUAGGCAUCUUCAUCUGCCAGCCCGUGGCCAUGAAUUGGAACCCGACGACGCCUGGCGGCAAGUGCGGCGACCAGAACGCCGCCUUCGCCGCCGUAGGCUACUUUGCUCUCGCGACGGAUCUUAUUAUUCUCGUGCUGCCGAUACCCAUGGUCUAUAACCUGCAGCUGCGGUGGCCGCAUAAGGUGGCUUUGUACAUCAUCUUUGGCGCAGGCGCUCUAACCAUGAUCUUCGCUGCCCUACGAUUGAAGAAUGUCUUAACAAUGGACUUCACAGACGUAACCUACUCCCAAGUCGGUGUCGUGCUAAUGGGGACACUCGAACCCGGCGUCGCUAUCAUAGUCUCGAGCAGCUUCCUUCUGAAACCGUUAUUCGACGCCACCGUCGGCCGCUUCUGGUCCCUCCGCGGUGGCGGAGCCGGGCCAGCCUCAGCGAAACCGACCACACUCCAGACGAUUGGCCAAUCCGGGCUUUUGGGGUCGAAGCUAUCUAGGGCCGGGGGAGGCAGGUUCAGCCAGAUGCACUCGACAAACAGCGACGACGAUGACGAUUUGGAGCUAGAUAUGCUGCGGGAGAAGAGGCAUGACGUAGCUGUCAUGGUGGCCAGCGGGAACCCGUCAGAGGAUAGUGUUGUGAGGGGCUUCAAGAGAAGAGGUGAUGACGAUACUUCGGGCUCCGAGGUUGGGAUUUUGGUGACGAGGAAAACGAGUGUUGUGAGCGAGGCCAGGGGGGAAGGCUUGUAAGCUUUUGUUCUAGUUUUACC